Orbicella faveolata is the source of this 2763-nucleotide messenger RNA. RefSeq lists its product as uncharacterized. The record is from RefSeq and is a predicted model, not a curated record. NCBI's taxonomy places the organism in Eukaryota, Metazoa, Cnidaria, Anthozoa, Scleractinia, Merulinidae.
GUGGUGGAUUCAACGCGAUAUUGAAGCAGGUGGCUUCGUUUGUUUCUUUCACUAACUGACAAGAAAACUGUCGAUUUUUGAGCAGGCGUUGUUAUGGCGACUGAGUGAAGAGUCUUUUCAGCUGCUGAAAUGGGUUAGCUUUUUUCAAGUCACGGCGCAAUGUCAUCAAUUAUUGAUAACAAACCGCGGCAGGUCUGUAUUCAGUAAGUUGCUGUUUGGAUCGUUGUUGUGGGAACGGAAUGACUUGUAGUUCUUCGUUCGAGCCGUGGUUGACAUUAGGCGGACUGUUCCGUUAAUUUUUCGGCGUUUAAUUGUUUUACUACUCGUUCGUCCAAUUUCAAUUUAAUGGCUUGAAAUGGAGAAUAUGUCAGCUCGACCUCUCCUCUGCGCAGCUUGCGACGAACCGAGCCCCGGACCAGUGAGGCGAUUGUAUUACCAGCCAAGAAAACAUGGUCCGUUCUUUCCAAUACUGGAACAACAGAAAACUGGCGUCAAAGCGAGUUUGUUCUCUGCUGGUCGAGUUGCUGUGUGCACGGGAUGUUCCAGUCAUCUACAGCGACAGUGGAUAGCAUAUGAAAAGAAUUGGACUCCCUUAGAGAAGCGAAAAUACACUCUGUUAGCAGUUGAAAGAGCGAGCAAGAUUGACGAUCAAGAGGAUGUUGCGUCAGAAGAUCACACCGCAAAAUUGCAAUGGCGGAAAGCUGCUAAAACGCUGUCAUCACAACAACAGAUUGUGCAUAAUUUACAGCUGUCACAUGAUCAGCUGUCACGUGACGACGAUGCAAGCCCCGUCAAUAGAUUCAAAAUGGCGGCGCAGCGAGUUCAACUUGGAAGAGAGGCUGAUCCGUCUGGAUCCAGGUUCCAUGAUGUGGUACAAAUGGCGCGCGAUGCAAAUCCAGAUUACGACACUCCUCGAACUGACAGAGACAAUGCAAACUUACACCUCCCCACCUUAGGCAGAAGUUCUCCUUCAGAGAAUCGUUUGACUUGGGGAGCGUCGGAUUUACAAGAGACGCUUCCGCAAAAAUUACGCGAGAGUACGGAUAUUCUGAUAAGGAAAGUGGCAGAAAUUCAGUACGAAGAGAGCUUGAGACAGUCGCAAGAAACCAUCCGCGAGGCGCUGGACCGAGUUAAGAAAGCUCAAGACCGAGCGCAAUUUGUUAAGAGUCUGGGGCGGGAUCUGAAAGAGCGCCUUUAUGGCGAACUUGAGUUUAGACAUACUAAUAAAAGUCUGGGAGAUGAAACCAGAGGUAAGGCCGCUCAGACGCUUAACGACAAAGACGAUUCGAAACACAAGCAAAUUUUAAAAGAGCUGGCUAAAGAGAAGGAAUGGCAGAGAAGAACAGAAGUCCUGAUCGCAAAACAAGAGAAGAGAAUAGAGGAACUCCGACAGGAAGUGAAAAUGGAGAUUCGAAGCAUUAUGGAAGAGCAGAAUAAACAUUACGAAGAGAUGAAACAAAUACUAAAAGAUUCCAGAGCGCUUGUGCCUCACAAUGGCAGCGAUCACGCCUAUGUGAGUCUUGAUGGUCAGUCUACACACUCCGGUUCCAAUUUUGAAGAACUUAUUCCAAGCAGAAAGAGAAGGCGUAACAGGGAGCCCAACAUAUCCGCUGCACAGCCACAGUCCCCCUCGAGCACACCAGAAUUCUACAUCCAAUAGAGCGUCAACAUAUGACACCGCGACGGCCAUUCGCCACUUUAGAAACGAGAAAAGACCUGAGGCGAGUCUCAUCUUGCAGUUGCUUAUGGGAUCGUUACUGAAGACAAAACAAAAGAUGAGAAGUCGUAUUGCUUUACCUCCCAACUCAGAUACGUUUUCCGAUUGGAGGAGAUUUUGUCAGGUGUCAUGUGUCAAAAUUCACCACCGCCCUAGAGGAACAACAACUUUAACUUUUGAUUCGAACGUGAUCUCGCACGUGAUUUCAGGAAAACAAAACUCAGUUUUCCUUGGGGCCAGUAGUAAAGUCCCACAAGGGACUGCGAGAGGAGACUCGUUCCAGGCUUCUUGUCGUUUCUGAAGUGGCUAAUGCUGGUUUCCCAUACAAUGAAAAUUCUCUCUUUUGAGAAAUGUUAUUUCCUAUACAAAAUUUUCCCAUUGUUUGGAAACAAAAAUAUAGCCGUUGCGGAAACACUCUGUAAAUAACAAGUUUUAAUUCACAGUUCUAAAUAUUUUAAGAGCUAUCAAACUCAUAACAUUCCUUAGUAUUGUUUUCAUACUCAUAAAUAAAAAUGCUUAAUAUACUAUAUAUACUAUGUAUAAAGAAUUAUUCGUUUUCGAUUUAUAUGAAAAACUAGCUUUUGAGUAUAUUAAUAUUCAACAAGGAGACACAAUUAAGUAUUGGCACUUCGUCAUGUAUCUUUUGGGUUCUUUGUGUCGCAUAGAGGACGGUUAAAAACCUUGUAUUACACCGCUACAAACAGCCUUGUAUUUGUGAACAGGAGAGAAAUAUAGAGAGCGCGAAAUACAAGCGAAGCGGUUACAACUGCCAAGCGUUUUCCUUUAUAAUCUUUUUUUUUCAACAUUUACUCAAGGUUGUUAUCUAUCGUUGCCUAUCUCGACCGGCACAUUCAGGAAACUGUUCGCUUCUUGGUAAAGAAAUGUCCGUGGGCAAAUAUUCAUGCAUACAUUUCCGCGCCAACUGUUGGUUGUUGUUUAUUGAUUAUGGAAAGAAGUUGCUGUUCAUAAGAGAUUUCUUUGCGCGAGAAAAUUAGAAAACGGUCUACCACAUUUAUAACGUUUGCUCGCUGAGCUCAUAAUUAUUC